UGAAUCAUUACUGCUUAAAUAUAAAGAGGCAUAAAAGCUAUGCUGCUGAACUAGGAAAUCCUGAGACCUCGAUUACACAUUUAUCAAAUCUUUCUGAGAAACUACUUCCUACAUCUGGCUUUUUAAGGCUGUUAUGGAGGACGACUUUCAAAAACAAAUUGUACAGUCCAGCAAAUAUCAUUCAAAAAAUUAACAGAAGGAUCUUAUCAUCAGAAAUUUUAUCUGGAACUAACAAGGCUGUAAAGAAUCUAACCCGCAUCGAGAUGAUCAUCUCCAUCAAUUGUUGUUUGUUUUCUAUGUUUGACAAUGAUCAGUCGUCAGAUUUCGAAAAGUAAAGCGCUUCCGACAAGUCUAUUUGUUUAGUUUAUGGUAAUUUUUCUCUGUUUCAUCUUUAAAUAAUUUGAUUUACUGACUAAAAACGGAAAUCAUUUACCGUGGGCACAUCUUCCCAUAAGGCAUUGAAAUGACGUGAAGGUGUGAAGUGUUGUUCUCUUGGGUCACAGAACAUAUUACUUGCCCACCUUCCCUCAAACUAAAGGCUUUCUGGACUUUCAGUUCAUCUACGAUGGCCAAUAAUUUAUCAGACCAAAAUGAAACAUUGUUCCCCUGCAAUUACGAUCCAUCGCUUCUUCUUCAAGUACCACCCUAUCUCUACUACACCUACAUUGUCACAGCAGCUUUCAACGCGGUCUUUUCACUAACAGCUUUCAUAGGAAACGCUCUCGUUUUAACAGCCCUUGUAAAAACCCGAGCUCUCCACUCGCCGUCUAAAGCACUCCUUCGAAGUUUGGCUUUAUCCGAUCUUUUUGUCGGUUUAUUUGUUCAACCCGUAUACAUUGCAUAUUGCCUCUCUGGUGUAGUAGGAAACUCGUGGAUUCGAUGUACUUCCUGGAUUGUCUACCCUCUUCUAAGUGAUUACUUCGUAGCAGUCUCGUUUUUCACGAUGAUCACAAUAAGCAUUGACAGAUUUCUGGCUUUACACCUUCGUGCCCGCUAUCGUUCAGUCGUCACAAUAAAAAAGGCAAACAUCACCGUGUUGUCUCUGUGGAUAACCAGCUUAAUCUUCCCAAUUGCACGCUUACUGGCAGGAAAGAUCACAAUAGUUCUUUCUGUUUCAUCGUUCUCACUUUUUAUAGUGGUACCAACUUUUACGCACUUGAAAAUUCAGCGCAUGCUUCGCCGACAAGAAAGGCAGGUUUUCAACCAGUUCAACCAAUUUUAUCUACACAGAGAGGAAAGCUACCUGUCUAUUAAUAAGUACAAGAAGUCCGUUGCUGCAAUGCGCUAUGUUUAUGUCGUUCUUAUGUUGUGUUAUAUACCCAUAACCUGUGUGGCCAUUCUGUAUGUCAAGAAUGACUCAUCCCCACUGAUUCUACUGUCUUUGGGUCAUUUUGCGUUCACAUUACUUUUCGUGAACUCUUCGUUAAACCCGAUUUUGUAUUGUUGGCAAAUCAGGCAGGUUCGUGCAGCGAUGUGGAUGCUUAUUAAUAACUUAAAUCCUUGUUGUUAACCUUUAAGUUACUCCAAAAGACAUUGUGUAAGGAGUGGAGUCAGGAAUGGAUGGAUUUCAUUUAAGAUCAGCAGUGUCGAACUCCUGCACGAAGGCAAAAGUAUAUCCUCGUCAUGCCCUUCUCCCAUAAACCGCCAUGCACUGCUACCGGCCUGUCCUUCAAGUUUUUCCGCAGCCCUCCCAAACCGACUCCACUCCCGGCUUUGUCAACUUACAACUGUUCUUUGGUAAGUACACGACGACUGAAAUGAACUCUUUGUUACCCCGCAAAAAUAUUUCAAAACAGGAAAAACAGGGAAAAAAAAGCUCUACUGGUAAGGGGUUGUACUUUUUGGUGUAUUUGCUUUCUGUUCGAUUUUGCAAAACAUUAGAAACAUUCUUCGUGUUUAGGAGAACACUGCAAAGCGCUACGUGACUAGAAAAACAAUUGUGUUUCUAAUGAAAAUUGAAAGCUUUCAGUUACUCAUUCGGCCUGAAUUCUGAUACGCUGAAAUAUUAAACAACUGUAAUUGUCGAAGCUAUUUUUUCCUGACAAUUAUUGUAAUGCGAAAACUGAUCGGCCGUGUGUACAGGGAAAAAUUAAUUUAAAUGGUAUUUAGGCCAUAAAGGAAUAUUGCCUUGUGAUGCAAGAACAUCUCAUGACGUCUGUCUUUCAGUAAAAUAAACUGUCAUCUGUUUUACUGUUAUUUUGUGCCAAUUUGAUAACUCGACAGGAAAGAAUGGAUUUAAAAUCCUGAUGAUUUUCCACUGUAUUACAUUGGGCUAAAAUCA
Pocillopora damicornis (cauliflower coral) is the source of this 2281-nucleotide messenger RNA. RefSeq names its product beta-2 adrenergic receptor-like. Gene Ontology annotation, biological process: G protein-coupled receptor signaling pathway. The record is from RefSeq and is a predicted model, not a curated record. NCBI's taxonomy places the organism in Eukaryota, Metazoa, Cnidaria, Anthozoa, Scleractinia, Pocilloporidae. Gene Ontology annotation, cellular component: membrane. Gene Ontology annotation, molecular function: G protein-coupled receptor activity.